This is a messenger RNA of Quercus lobata, 660 nucleotides long. RefSeq names its product c-Myc-binding protein homolog. The transcript has 5 exons. The coding region runs from base 93 to 443 and encodes 116 amino acids. The record is from RefSeq and is a predicted model, not a curated record. Lineage: Eukaryota; Viridiplantae; Streptophyta; Magnoliopsida; Fagales; Fagaceae. Gene Ontology annotation, cellular component: nucleus. Gene Ontology annotation, molecular function: transcription coactivator activity. Gene Ontology annotation, biological process: regulation of DNA-templated transcription.
ACCACACCUUCAUUGCCACUGGAGAGAGAAAACCCCCUGGAGUGUGGUUAGAAGUUAGAAGUGAGAGUCAGACAGCAGAACAGAAGAAGAUCAUGAUGCGACACAAAGAGGAAAAAGAGGCAAAGAAAGAAGCAUUUAGGAAAUAUUUGGAUUCAAGUGGAGUUCUUGAUGCUCUCACCAAAGUUCUAGUUUCAUUGUAUGAGCAGAAUGACAAGCCUUCUUCUGCCCUUGAAUUCAUCCAACAAAAACUAGGUGGUCCGUCUGUAUCUGAAUAUGAAAUGCUACAAGCUGAAUUGUCAAAUUUGCAAAUAAAAUAUGAUGAGCUUCUAGCAGAACACCAAGAAACUUGCAAAGAGCUGGAGGAACUUAAGAACUCACAUUCAAUGGCAAUGGCAUCAACAAAAGAGACCAUAGAUGGAGAGGCUCACAGGGAUGGGUUCUGAAGGAGCAGUGGAAGAUGUACAUUGUUGUGCUGAUUUUAUUCUUUUUUUUUUUUUGGGAAUAUAUUCUUAUGUUGAAUUGAGCGAGUGAGAAAGCAUAGUUUUCCACAGUGUUGUAUUUGUAUCAUAGCACUAGUAGCACAGACCUAGAUGUUUCUUUGUGUUCUUUGGCUGUUUUCUUUCGAAUAAUUCUGUUGUUGAUUGACAAUUCAAUAUGACA